AAAACAUGCAAUUCAGGAGAACCAGUACAAAAUCAAUAGAACGUCCUCAUCGAUCGCAACUCCAACUUUUUGAUAUCCACCUUCUAAAUCUAGUCAAUUACAUUCAUUCAUCAGGUAAACCUUACAAUAAUCAAUUAUCACAUUCACUUUCCCUUUCUUUCAAUUUCAUUUCCGCAGUUUCACUAUCAUUCCCACGUUUUCCUCACACUUCCACAAAAAUCUCCUUCACUGAAAUCAAAUCAUUCAAUUUUGCAGACAAAUUUCAAUUUCCUCCAUAAAUCUUUUGGUUUCUAGCACAAUGAAUUUUUUGAUGCGUUCUACUACGAGCGUUUACUCAGAACGAACGCCGAUUCCGGAACCUCGCGUUGAGGUUCAUCACAGAUCAUCAUCUGCCGGAUCUUCUUUUGAGUCUCAUAAACCUGAUGUUCCUUAUGCGCGUUACGAUUCCAAGGUCGACCGUGGUGGCCUUAAUGAUCUGAAUUCAAAGCAUCGCGAUUUGCCGAUUGUAAUUGUUGAUAAACAUAUUGAUGUUUCUGAAGAAGAAGGAUGGAUCACCAUUCCAUGUAAGGAACUUCCGGAAAACUGGGAUCAUGUGCCAGAUAUCCAGUCUCUGCGUCGUCUUGACCGUUCCUUUGUUUUUCCGGGUGAACAAGUUCAUAUGUUGGCAUGCUUGUCUGCAUGUAAGCAGGAUACACAGAUUACUACUCCAUUUAAAGUUUCUGCAAUGACAAGUAACAAUGGCACAAGUCACAUCUCUGAGAAAGAAAUUGGAAGCGUUGAAAACAAAAAUAAUUUAAUAUCUGGAGAAGGGGAACCGAGUACCAGCGGUGAAGAGCAGCCGCUAGAUGUUUCUGAUUGUGACUCUCUUCACAUGGAGGCUCACAAAAGACAAGCUGCAUCGUUGUUGCAAAAAUGUGAAAAUUCUCACUUCUUUGUGAGGAUAGCUGAGUCCAAUGAGCCCCUUUGGUCCAAAAGAAGCUCUUUAGAGAAAAAUUCCAAUUCUUCUGAUAGUCAAAAAGCCUCAACAAUUAAAACUAAAGAGACUGCGUUCCCUUCUACUGGUACAGUUAUUGAUAGAGGAAAUUUUAAUGCAACUGUUUCUGGUGGAAUGGCGAGAAAUUCUGUCAAGUGUUUUGCUUUACCUAAUGGCGACAUAGUGGUUCUUUUACAAGCAAAUGUUAGUGUAAGUUUUCUUAAAGACCCUUGUAUAGAAAUUCUCCAAUUUGAAAAGUGUCAGGAGAGAAUGCUGUCUCCUGACAAUCAGGUUGAUGCGGUUUGUACAAACCAAGAUCCAUAUGCAGAGCUGUUAAAUUGGAUGCUUCCAUUGGAAAAUGGGAGGCCUCCUACUCGCCCACAAUCUCCUCAUCAUUUAACUUCAAAUUCAGGAAUUGGUAGCACUUCUCAAAGGUCCAAUUUUUCAGCAUCAACUGGCACUCAGUUAUUCUCUUUUGGCAAUUUCAGAAGUUACUCCAUGUCAUCAUUACCCCAAACUACAAGUACACCUAGUGCUCCUGUUAAAGCAGCUAGUUCUAAGCCAAACUUUGAUGUUGAGGAUUGGGAUCAAAUUUCAUCUCAUAAUUUUUUUUGGAAAAAAGUUGGUGUGGAAGAACUUCUAUCUUUUCGAGGUGUCUCACUAGAGCGAGACAGGUUUUCUGUUUGCUGUGGAUUAGAAGGGGUCUAUACACCUGGUAGAAGGUGGAGAAGGAAACUAGAAAUAAUUCAACCUGUAGAGAUUCGUUCUUUUGCUGCUAACUUUAAUUCAGAGGAUCUUCUUUGUGUUCAAAUAAAGAACGUUGCUCCUGCACUUGCUCCAGAUAUUGUGAUAUUUAUAGAUGCCAUAAAUAUUAUAUUCGAGGAGUCUACAAAAAAUGGAGCAGUAUCAUCACUGCCAAUUUCAUGUGUUGAAGCUGGAAAUGAUCAUUCUUUACCAAAUCUAGCCAUCAGGAGAGAUGAAGAACAUUCUUUUAUCCUUAAACCAGAAACUUCUACAUUGAAGAGUCUCAAGGCUCAGGAUGAUAGAAGUUCUCGUUGGUCAAAGAUACCAUAUGGAAAUAAAACAUCAAAAUUAAGUCUUGAUCAGUAUGCAAUUAUGGUGUCAUGUCGUUGCAAUUAUACAUCUUCAAGAUUGUUCUUUAAACAACCAACUAGCUGGCGGCCACGAAUCUCGAGGGAUAUCAAGAUCUCUAUUGCAUCAGAGAUGUCAGGAAAACCUCAUGGAGCUUAUGAAAAAACUUACCGACUUCCUGUGCAGAUCUUAACUCUUCAAGCUUCAAAUUUGACAUCUGAAGAUCUAACUUUGACAGUGCUAGCUCCAGCUUCAUUUACUUCACCCCCUUCAGUGGUUUCCCUAAAUUCACCGACUACUCCGAAGAGUCCUUUCAUUGGUUUUGCAGAGAUUUUAGCUAGAGUAAAUGGUGAAAGAAGUAUUGGUGCCAACCGGAAAAAAAGACGCUUUGAUUCUAUUGUGAAAGAAAAUGAGGAAAAAAGUUAUGAUGGCAAAGCUCAGGCAGUUUCUUCGAGUGAUGAUGUCAUUCCCAAUUCUGGAAUUAGUUGUACACAUUUAUGGAUGCAGAGCAGAGUUCCACUUGGAUGUAUUCCAUCAAAAUCCGUAGUCACUGUCAAGCUUGAACUACUUCCAUUGACUGAUGGCAUAAUUACAUUGGAUUCUUUGCAAAUUGAUGUCAAGGAAAAAGGUGUUGCCUAUUUCCCUGAAUGCUCCAUGAAGAUAAAUUCAACUUCCAGCAUUUGCAAGGGGCUUAUAUAGAACAUACGUUUAGCUGUUUGCAUUUUCACUGGUGCAGUGUAAACAAAAACGGGUGCUUUGAUUCAACUACAUUUCAGAAUUGUUUUUGCAACCUACUCUUGAUGGAUUUUCUUGGAACAACUUUAAAAGUGCUCUUGAUACUUACUGUCAUUGAUUGGCAAACCGUUAAUCACUUGGUAUGGAAUUGUGAUGAAGUUGGCAUUUUCAAUUUGUGUUGAAUUGCAUUGUAAAUCACUAGCUUAAAUAGUGGCUUCUUCUUUUUCUUAUUAAAAUGUUAAAUAGUGGCCUGUUACAAACCCCCUUUAAGGGGAACAUGUAUUCUGUAUAUAUGAUUUUUUGUACUCUUCUUAGUGGAAGAGAGUGUCUCUUGAUACAUUGCAAUGGACUUAGCUGCAACCUAGUGCUUGCCAUUGGCCAAGUUUUUCAGAUUUUUAUACUUUAUUUUUGGCCGAAGGGAAAUGAAAAGGACGAGAAGGUUGGUUAAAUACAUCAAAUUCGAAUGAAAGGCAAAAUUAGCAUUCUCCUUGAGAAAAUGUUGGAUAGUACAUAAAGCGCUAAUUUUCCCUUCUGUGCAAAAACUAUAAUUGUAAGUGAGAUCCUUUUUUGUGUUUUCUUUUUCUUUCAUGAUAUCUUGUUAUAUUUUCUUUCACA
This is a messenger RNA of Cicer arietinum (chickpea), 3415 nucleotides long. RefSeq lists its product as uncharacterized. NCBI's taxonomy places the organism in Eukaryota, Viridiplantae, Streptophyta, Magnoliopsida, Fabales, Fabaceae. The record is from RefSeq and is a predicted model, not a curated record.